AUGGAAUCUCUUGGAAGACUGCAACACUGCCACCACUUACCGUCGUUUUCAAAACCACUUUCUUCACUUAGCUUCAGAACCCGACUGUCGAUACCGUCGCCGUCGUCUAAAUCAUCAUCCAGAGCAUUUCCCUCGUUCCUAUCGUCCUCCCUUGACUCAGUUUUCCAAACUCCGCGACGGCCCAGGUCCUCACUUACCCAAAUUCUAGACCCUAUUUCCUCAUCAGUCCUUAAAACCACCUGCGUUACUCUUACCACGGCCGCUGCUUUGUUUUUCAUGCGGUUUUGCGGAAAACCUGCUAUUGCAGCUCCCAUUCCUCCGCCUACGGUGGAGUCCGUGGAGGAAUCGACGAAAGACGAAGCUUCUCGUGGAGAGAAAGAGACGGUACUUGAAGAAGAAUUGGUGAACAAUUCCAAUGAUGUUGAAGCUCUUCAAUCGCUCAUUGAGGUAAAUGUUAAGGCUCGGAAGUUUCCUGAAGCUAUUAAAAUUCUAGACCGUUUAAUAAAACUUGAGCCCAAUGAUUUAGAAUGGCUUGUGUUGAAGGCCAACGUUCAUAGUCAUGUGGGUGACUCUGAAUUAGCGAGAAAGGAGUUUCAGAAGAUUUUAGAGAAGGAUCCUUUUCAAGUUGAGGCUUAUCAUGGGCUUGUUAUGUUAACAGAAACAUCAGAUAUUGAUUCGUUGAAGGCGAUUCUGAUUAGGGUUGAAGAAGCACUGGAACAUUGCAAAAAAUAUAAAGGCAAGUCUGAGGAAAGGGAUUUUAAGCUCUUGAUAGCUCAGAUUAAAGUUAUGGAAGGAAGUUACUCUGAAGCAUUGAAAGAUUACCAGGAACUUGAGAGGGAAGAACCGAGGGAUUUUAGGCCAUACUUGUGUCAGGGAAUUCUUUAUACCCUGCUUAAGAAGAAUGAUGAGGCUGAGAAGCAAUUUGAGGUAUUUCGAAGACUUGUUCCAAAGAACCACCCUUAUAAAGAAUACUUUGAUGAAAACAUGUUUGCAACCAAGCAAUUGGUACAGCAGAUUGAGAGGGAUGCAGCCGCUUCGAAUAAUUGAUUUGUCUUUUUAUAAUAUCUUCAUGACUUUCUAGUUCUGUAACCGAUGGUUUUGUUGCUUAAAAACUGUCAUGGUUGGUUGAAAUUAAGGGAUGAAAGGUAAAUAUGUUGUUAUUCCCAUUUUAGGGAGCUUGAUGAAUGUAGUUGUUUAACUGAAGUUGCUCUUUA
This is a messenger RNA of Cucumis melo (muskmelon), 1214 nucleotides long. Its product is annotated as protein SLOW GREEN 1, chloroplastic. Gene Ontology annotation, molecular function: protein binding. Lineage: Eukaryota; Viridiplantae; Streptophyta; Magnoliopsida; Cucurbitales; Cucurbitaceae. Bases 1 to 1047 code for a protein of 348 amino acids. The record is from RefSeq and is a predicted model, not a curated record. The transcript has a single exon.